Paraglomus occultum is the source of this 474-nucleotide messenger RNA. The record is from the annotation of a GenBank genome assembly. Lineage: Eukaryota; Fungi; Glomeromycota; Glomeromycetes; Paraglomerales; Paraglomeraceae.
AUGGCGGCUCUCUCCAGAAAAUGCUGCAACAACAACAACAAGCUUCUAUGCACAUUCAGUCCUCGACUGAAUCGUCUCAGGUCUCAACCUCGUAGAGAAAUUAUUCAGUCGAGACAACAGAGAAUUACAAAAAUCGUGGAAAAUCUCAACAAAACUACUCUACCAGAGGAAAUGAAGGCUAGAUAUAGGGCCAUGAUACUUAAUGGCGAACUUCUUCCGGAAAACAUAAACAAAUUGUUAACGGACAGCUAUAACAUGUCUGAGUUCGGAACGUGCGUCGGUUCAGAACUCAAUCGCUCAGCCCGAGAACUCAACUCAAGCAGUGAUUUCGGCUCUUCUAAUGACAACACCAACACAAAUCACACAGACUCGCUACGGCCGCCAAGCGAGUAUAUAAACCACUACUUUAUGGCGAGCGACUAUUCGUCUAUGACUGCUCGGAAUUUGUGUGUUCAAAUACAGUUCAGAUAUUAA